AUGAAGAGGUCCAUGUGGGGCCCACAGCAGUCCUCUUUUGACAAGGUUCUUUGCAUCCUGAUGGUUGCUGCUGGCUUUUUCCUCCUUGCAGAAACACAUAAUCUGCAGGGAGAAAAACUGGAUUUACUGGGAAGGAAUGAUAAGUAUGUGUCUCUAGUGAACCACAGCAUCCCUCAGCUGUGUCAGUUCACCGUGUGCAUUGAUCUAAACCGAACCGCCAACAUAAGUUCAUGGGCAGCCUUUUCCUACGACACGAACACCUCUUCCACUGAUAUAAAUGAUAUAGAGCUUGGACUCUCUGGUGAAAAUAAGCAGCUCAGACUGUACCUUUUUGGGACCAAGAGAGACAUUGAGCUCGAUCUAGCUGUUUUUGUCUGGUACAGCGUGUGCUGCCUGUGGGACGUCAGGACGCAACUGCUGCAGGUCUACUGUGAUGGUAACCUGCUGCAUAACGAAACCCUCAAGCACACUGAGUGCCUGAAACCCAGCGGGAGCCUCGUGCUGGGCCAUCUGCACAAAAACCAGGAUGGCCUUAUAGUGCGGGUAAGCAACAGCUUCAUCGGYAGCCUGUACUAUUUCCAAAUGUGGGACCGCACCUUGCCGCAGGAGGAGCUCCUGGCGUGCACCUCGGGCACUGCUGUCAGCUGGGAGGACAAGUACUGGGACUUCAGCAGCAUAUUUCCAGUGGCUGACCGGCACCUGCGCUGUGCAGGUUCAAGUGGAGGCUCAUCAACGGCGACUCCAACGCUGCCGUCGUUGUCUCCAACAAGCGAUGCCAAUGCUACCAUUCAAUUUAGCUUCUAUAAUGUGGACAUGAACUUUUCUCUCUUCUACGGAACCGACAGAACUGCAGAUUACUAUGAUGCAAGGAGGCUUGUUAAAAGCUGGUUUACCAUCAUAUUUUCAGGAGAUGAAUUUGUUGUGACAGACUUUAAAGUCAGGGGUAAYUCUCCGCCAAGGACUAGCCGUAAGAGGGCUCGUAUGAAGGAAAAGCUGCAUUCACAAAGCUAUGCCUGUAAGGCCAUUCUGAAGGCCACAUCACUUGAAACACAAGAACAGCAGAGUCUGAAGAUAAAACAGCUGCUGAAUGGCACUUAUGAAGAAGGACUGUUAUCAUUACAUGUGAAAUCUGAAAAUGUGGCUGUCAAGCCAAUAGCUCUGACAGACUGCCCAGAAAGCUUCUCACAAACGGUAUACAAGGGGAAUUAUUCCUGGCCACUGACAAAUCCAGCUUCCAAAGCUGAGGUCAGCUGCAGCAAAAACCCUCUGCAAUCUGCUAUAAGGAGCUGUGCAAUUGAUAUAGAGCUUGAACAAGCUUUUUGGAAAAAGCCAAACCUGACUGAAUGUAAAUUACUGGAAGAACUUCCAAAUAAUAUUUUAGAUCUUCAGGAUGUCAUCAUAACAGAUGAGAAUGCAGAAGAUGUUGUACAGCAUAUUUUAUAUCUUUUGCCAACUGCAAAACUGGAUGUGGAAGAAAUAGAAAUCAUUGAGAAUAAAAUUUCUGAUAUAGCAAGUAUCGCAGAUAUAAGUGUGACACUAGCAGAGUCUAUGCUGAGCGUAUUCAACUAUAUUUUGCUGCAAGAAAUAGAUGAUAAUCAGAGCUUUAGAAAAAUGACUAAUAGUAUCCUAAAGACAACUGAAGAGAUUGGCUAUAAGGUGACUUACACAGAAAGAAAUGCGUCGGUCGUAACCAGUUCCCUGGCUUUGGUGGUGAUGCGUCCAGAUCCCAGCGUGUUUGAAGGACUGGCCUUUGGGGUCACCUUAUAUGAGAGGGGCCUGAAUCUCAAGGUCAAUAUUCAAGAAAGUCCUUUCACAACAGCCUUGGCCUCUGUGUUUUUGCCAAAAUCACUGAAAAAAUACUUAGGGAUGGAGAACUCUGACCCAGAAAGGCAUUCAAAGAUCCAGUUYAAUUUUUUUGGCACUACUUCACUGUUUGUGGAUGAUAGUUUAAAGACUAAGAAGUUGAACACUUACGUUGUGAGUGCCAGUAUUGAAAAUGCAUCCAUUGAGAACCUCAAUGAGCCUGUCAAUAUUAUUCUUCAUCACAUAGACCAAAAUACGAAUAACAGAACAGUGCACUGUGUCUUUUGGGACUUUCUGAAGAACGAUGGACUGGGUGGUUGGAAUACAUCAGGGUGUGAAAUGGAAUAUACAGAUAUGAAUUACACAAUCUGUUUUUGUAACCAUCUUACCCAUUUUGGAGUCUUACUGGACUUGUCCCGGACAGAGAUAGAUACCACGAAUGAUUAUAUAUUGACUCUGAUAAGCUAUGCAGGAUGUGGUGUUUCUUCCCUUUUUUUGGGUAUCACACUGGUGAUCUAUCUAGUCCUCGAAAAGCUGCGGAGAGACAACCCUUCCAAGAUUCUGCUAAAUCUUUGUGCCGCGUUGCUGAUGGUGAACUUGGUCUUCCUGGUCAACUCGUGGCUGUCUUCCUUCAACCAGCCCGGUCUCUGCAUCGCGGUGGCCGUGCUCCUGCACUACUUCCUCCUGGCAGCCUUCACAUGGAUGUGCCUGGAGUCUGUCCACAUGUACUUGGCUCUUGUGAAAGUUUUCAAUGUCUACAUCCCGAAGUAUAUUCUGAAAUUCUGCAUUGCUGGAUGGGGAAUACCAGCUAUUGUAAUUACUGUUGUACUCAUUAUAAAUAAAGACUUCUAUGGCAAUGGAUCACUUUCUAAGAACAAACCAUUCAGCUCUUUGGUUCUUUGUCUUUGUGUUUCACUGUCUAAUGAAGGAAGAUGUAGUGAAGCAGUGCCGAUUACACUUCUGCURCGGGAGAUUUCGUCUGAAUAAUUAUUCUGACUGCAGUGCAUCAGGUACAACAGUUAGGUCGACACCAAGGCAUUUACAUGACAGGUCACCAUCCCAGCCUUUGAAGUAUCUAAAUUCUAAUGGAACAAGUUCAACGUCCAGUGGUUCCGAUUUCCUCCCUGGGACUUCUCUGGAUACGAAUUUUAGAAUUGCCCGUGUUCAUUACAAUCCGAAUCCUGUAACUUCAGCAGAUGAUGAGGCCAAACACCCUCGUUCACGAAGAAUAUUACCCAUGGAUACAGAGCUGCACUAUCCACAGAAAGCAAGUUUUUUCCAUUGAUAUCAAAUUUGUUUUCUUCUGAAUAUCUAAGGGUGGUUCUCUUUUGUAGCACAUAGAAACAAACAUUCAUCUAAAUUACUUUUAAUGUACAAUUAUCACUCUGCAGAGAAUUUUGGCCCCUCAGCAGUACUUUGCUGUGAAUACAGCACUAGGUAAACUCCAUUUCAUAAGCUCACAAAUCUGCAGCACUAUGGGAUGGAACAGGACUGCUUGGCAUGUACUGGCUGAUGUCUUCAACCCCUUCUUCAUUUUGC
Molecule: messenger RNA, 3342 nt
Organism: Nothoprocta perdicaria
Lineage: Eukaryota; Metazoa; Chordata; Aves; Tinamiformes; Tinamidae
Gene: ADGRG4
Product: adhesion G protein-coupled receptor G4
Exons: 22
Coding region: 1-2790 (929 amino acids)
Biological process (GO): cell surface receptor signaling pathway; adenylate cyclase-activating G protein-coupled receptor signaling pathway
Cellular component (GO): membrane
Molecular function (GO): G protein-coupled receptor activity
Source: RefSeq, a predicted model, not a curated record